AUGGACAAGGAUCCUGCCUCUAUUGUGUUGCGAUUUGGAGAAAACGGGGGUCAUCAGCGUCCCCUCCAGCAGUCCUUCGCUGCCUCUCUGUGUCGUGAGUCCCACUGGAAGUGCCUCCUCUUGACUCUUCUCAUGUACGGAUGUUUCGCCAUGCUGGGUUGGUGUGCAGUCUGCCGUGUGCCUGUCCUGGGCUCCGGGGAGCACGUGGUCGUCUCGGCUACGGCUGGCACUACCGCCGCCUUCCCUGACUUUCCAUGUUCCAGUGGUUAUGUGUAUAUCCCUCUAGCCUUCCUAGCUAUGUUGUACGUGGUGUAUCUGGUGGAGUGCUGGCACUGUUACUCCAAGACCGCCAUUUUGGCUCACGCGGAGACGGCAGAGGUGUAUGAGCGUGUCACAAAGCUUCAGCAGGCCACUCCCUGUAUCUGGUGGAAGGCCAUCAGUUACCACUACGUCAGACGGACCAGACAGGUGACCAGGUAUCGCAACGGAGACGCUUAUACCACUACACAGGUGUAUCAUGAGAGGGUUAACACCCACGCCUCCAGCUCUGAGUUUGACUACGGUCGCCACGGGGUUAAAGACGUCUCCAAAGAGCUCCAGGGACUUCAGGAGCAUCCGGCUGUUAGGCUACGCUUCACCAAGUGUUUCAGUUUCGCCAGCGCCCGUGCGGAGGCGGCAUACCUCACCCAGCGAGCACACUUCUUCGGAGACAACGAGGGUCUGGAUGAUUACAUGGAAGCGCGAGAGGGGAUGCAUCUAAAGAACGUUGAUUUCCGGGAGCAUAUCCUGGCGUUCCCGGACCCGACCCGGCAACCGUGGUAUUCCCGACCCCGGGUCUUCUGGCUAGCCUCAGUGUUCCUCUUCUCCUGGCCGCUCCGGGUCGUGUCGGAAUACCGCACAGCGUACGUACACUACCAUGUGGAGAAACUGUUCGGAGAGGAGACGAUCCGUGAGGACGGAGGAGGGGAUGGAGUGACGGAGAACGGUGGAACGACGGGAGGAGAGAGGAGUGUCAACGGCGGGUCGAGUUACCGAGCGAUAUCGCGGGUGAACACGGUGGAUAUGACGGAGCUGGAGUGGCAUAUUCGCUGUAAUCAGCAAAUGGUUCCUUCAUAUUCUGAAGCUCUUCUCAUGGACUUGGAGAGAGAGAGUAAUGGAGGAGUUAGUGGAACAGGAGGAACUAAUACCACCCCCUCCUCCACACCCGGAGCUCCAGGCUCAGACCCCAUCCAGGGGGGCAUCCCAGCUGGUAUGGCCCACCCAGUGGCCUUCUCUUCGGCUUACGUCCUCCAGAGCUGCCCCCGGUGCCGGAGAACCACGUCCAGCUCCAGCCUACCGUCCAGGCUAAGGGCCCCGACAGGGAAUCAAGCUCUACUGAACGGCACGGUGGCUGAGAUGAGGGCGAACGGCGUAGGCGGUGGCGGGGGAGGGCAGGGAGGAGGGGGAGGGCAGGGGGGACGAGGAGGAGGGGGGAGACCACCCAUCACCAUCACCACCAUGUCAAAGGACCAGUGUGAAUCCGUAGCAGUGAGCGUCGAGUCCCUUUUAACCAACGCGGUUAAGAUGCAGUCCCAGUGUCGGGAGUGUAGUGAGCAGCUAGCCGUGGCCGCCGCCGCACUGAGGGAGGAGUCGGCGUGCUUGAGAGAACAGUGUCAAGCCACCCAGCUGGAUAUGGCCCAGAUGAGAAGACAGCUAGAACAACUGCUGGAUAGCAAGGCUCAGAUGGAGGCCAGUGACAGAAUGCACCGCAAACUCAGCAAGACACUCUGA
Molecule: messenger RNA, 1770 nt
Organism: Salvelinus namaycush (lake trout)
Lineage: Eukaryota; Metazoa; Chordata; Actinopteri; Salmoniformes; Salmonidae
Product: transmembrane protein 151B-like
Exons: 8
Coding region: 1-1770 (589 amino acids)
Source: RefSeq, a predicted model, not a curated record